GUUUUAGUCUAUGACUGUGUCCCUGACCGGGAAUAUUUAAGUUUAAUUGGUUAUAUUUAUUUGUAAUAUCAAAUAUAGCUAUUAUUUAUUCAAGGUGCACCGGAAAAUAUAACCUGAAACUUAAUUCUUCAAUUUUGUAAACAGUGAAAAUAUUUUCUAAGUGAGCAAAGUGUAAAAAAUAAAUGAUGCAGCAUAUGAUACAAGCCAGUCCAGUACUGGAGAAGUUAAAGCAUUUCCAGCAAGUGUUAUCAUACAGAAUUCAAUUGACAACAUCACAAAAGGUGGUGCUAUGGAGUUUAGGGGUGGUUGGUACCAGUGCAGUAGUAGUAGGGGUGCUGUCAAGGUAUUUGGCUCGGCGACGUGCAAAGCCAAUAUUUAAUCCCAGAAUCCAAAGAGCUAUUAAUAAAAGAUUAUCCAGAAUGAGAAGCCCCAAUGGAGGUAUGGGAUCUGUUGCCAGUAGCGGAGGACGCAGUAGCCCUCUCGGGUUCAGUGAACGUCUUUCACUGGCCUCAGGGUCGAUUGGUUCUGGAGGCGGUGAUGCUGCGCCCCUCUCACCUCAGCAACUUGGUGUCAUGGGUAUGGAGGCGUUAGAAACGAGUAUAAACUACUGGGAGGACGCGCUAGCUGCGUUUUCAGUCGGCGCACGCGGCGGCGUCACCGGCACGCUCGCGCUCACGUCGCCGGAGGAGGCGGAGUUCUGUCGCGAGAUACAGGACCUGCUGCAGAACGCUUACCUCCUGCAGGAACGUUGCGAGCUGCUGUUCCUGGACCAGCGCUCGGUGCUGUUCCGCUCGGAGAGCGGCGGCGCGGGCGCGGGGGAGGGGUCGGCGGGGCGCCGCACGCGGCUGCUCUCCUCGCACACCGCGUCCGAGCACACGCGCAAGGAGCACCACUCCAGCGCCGAGUCCUUCGCCUCCGCGGAGGAUCAGGUGGCAGACCUUAGAGAAUUUGACGACCUAGCGGAAUCAGUUGCUGAACUAGAAAAUUUAGAAUUAUAUCAAAUGGCAGUCAAACAGUUCGACGUUGGAAUACCAUACAGAACGCUGCGCACAGAGGUGGUACAGUGCGGCUCGGACACAGAGUUCCUGUGCAAGCUGCACUGCCUGCGGCUCGGCUUCCAGCACGUGCUGCGAGCCGCCGCCGCGCGCGCCUGGUUCGUGGACGCGGGCCGCCAGGUGCUCACCGACCUGCUGCUGUUUGCGGAUAAAGAACCCAAAGAAUUUCUAGUCGCAUAUGAAGAGAUGGUAUCGUGGACGAACGACCCUGCAAACUGGUCAGCUAUUGAGAACGAAUUGACAAGCAAAGGAGUCAAGGUGGUGUCGUUCUACGACGUGGUGCUGGACUACAUCCUGCUGGACGCGUUCGAGGACCUCGCCGCGCCGCCCGCGUCCGUGCUGGCCGUCGUGCGCAACCGCUGGCUCUCCGACGGGUUCAAGGAGAGCGCAUUAACGACCGCAGUAUGGUCAGUCAUAAAGGCGAAGCGCCGCUACCUGCAGUACCCGGACGGGUUCAUGGCGCACUUCUACUCGAUAUCAGAGCACCUGCUGCCCGUGCUCGUGUGGGGCUUCCUGGGGCCGAGGGAACGGUUGAGAGACGUUUGCGAAUCUUUCCAAUCAGAAAUAGUCGGUUUCGUUACAGAUUUGUUUAGCUUCCACAAAUGUAGAUACACGACAGUCGACGAACUGGCCAUAGAUAUCAUGGAACACGCGCGUUCCAGGGCCACCAACAUCACGGAUAAAAUCGCCGAACGAGUAUAGACAUUGUUUCAUUGAAUGUGAUUUGGGGUAAUCACGAAAAUGGGGACAUCCCAAAAUUGUACCAGACCAGCUAUCUUGGUAUUUUAAACUUCAGGCGUAUUUAGUUAAUUCGACUGGUUCCAUAGAUAUAAAUUCGUAAAUAUCCACAUUUUCCUAUUAUAUCUUAUUACCCCAAAGCACAUUUACGAAGAAAUUAAUUAUAGUUAUAGCACGCACAAUACUUAUAGCAUUAGCGAAUUCAAUCCUCCGAAGAAGUGGCAUCCUUAGGUCGUGGAUAUCCAUGCAACUCGUACUAAUUGAUUAACAUUCAGCGUUUUUAAUUCGCACAGCAAAAUAUUGGAAUGCCCUUCUUUUUGUUUUCAGACACUUACAAUUUUAAAAAGGGUGAACAGGCACCUUCUAGGCAAGUGCGCUCCAACCUAGACCGCAUUACUGAUUUCCGUCAGGCAUAAUUUUAGACAAGCAUGAGCCU
Molecule: messenger RNA, 2229 nt
Organism: Bicyclus anynana (squinting bush brown)
Lineage: Eukaryota; Metazoa; Arthropoda; Insecta; Lepidoptera; Nymphalidae
Gene: Miga
Product: mitoguardin
Exons: 11
Coding region: 183-1757 (524 amino acids)
Biological process (GO): mitochondrial fusion
Source: RefSeq, a predicted model, not a curated record